CACGGAGACAGUAGCAGUACCUAGUGGUUGAUCCGAGAAUAUUUUGAUGGAGUCGAAAUGGUUAAUGCGUGUGUUAUUUACACUCUUCUUAUUAGAAGGGCUACGGUGCCAAGGGUGUUGGGAUGAAGAGAGAACUGCUCUCCUCCAACUCGAGCCUUUCUUCACAAAAUCUUGGCAGCUGAUGAGAAACUGGGAGAGAGGAGAGCAAAAUUCAGAUUGUUGUCAAUGGGAGGGGGUUGAGUGCAACUCUGCUACUGGACGUGUCAUAACGCUCAAUCUCAAUUACUCAUCGUCCGAAGAAUUUGAUGGCUAUUGGCAUUCAUCAUAUAGCUUUAUGGAAUUGGAGAAUGUGUAUCUAAAUGCGUCUUUGUUUCUUCCAUUCGUGGAAUUAAAGAGUCUCCAUUUGGCUGAAUAUGGAAUAGCUGGUUGCAUUGAACAUGAAGGUUUUAAUCUAUCUUUCAACUUAAUUUCAUCUUUUACUUAAAAAAAAAAAAAAACCCAUUUGUUUAUUGUUUCAUCUUUAUAUAUUUUUUUGGUGCAAUUUCAAAUUUUUAUAUUUGUGGUUCCCAAAACUGAAUUAGUAAUUAGCUUGAAUGUUGUAGGAAAUUGUUUCGUAGGUUUUGAGAGACUUUCUAAGUUGAGAAAUUUGGAAAUCUUUAAUCUAAAAAUGCAAUUAAUUGAACAAUAGUAU
This is a messenger RNA of Rubroshorea leprosula, 691 nucleotides long. The record is from the annotation of a GenBank genome assembly. NCBI's taxonomy places the organism in Eukaryota, Viridiplantae, Streptophyta, Magnoliopsida, Malvales, Dipterocarpaceae.